AUGAUUCCAGGUCCAACUAUCUGUGCUCUUAGCGGAUACUGGAUAUUGUAUAAAAGUUGGUCUGAGCAGAGAAAUCACUAUGUGGAUCAUUUACACAGGAUAUAUGGUCCCAUCGUUAGAGUCGGUCCUAAUGAGGUUGAUAUCUGUGAUUCUUCCUAUUUGAAAGAUGUCUACGUUCAUGAUAUGGACAAAUCUAACUUUUAUGCUCAAUUUGUUAAUUACGGUUCUCAUAAUACUUUUUCUACCGUUGAUAAAGAAACUCAUAAAGAGAGCAGAAAGGUGUCUGCCAAAUUCUACUCCAAGACCCAUGUUUGCUCGGAUGAGGUCCAACAAAACAUCCGGGGAGUGAUUUCCAAGGUGUUGAAGGUACUGGACCAAUCAAAAAAUAGUCCCAUUAACGUCUUUCUUCUCUGGUCGGACAUGGCUAUGGAUGCAGUUACAAUAUUCUCCUUCGGUACUAAGUACUACCAACCCCUCUUAGACGAUCCCUGGGGAUUAGGUAAGACUGUUGUGAUGGACUUUUUUGUUCAAUCUUCUUCAUGGUUUUGGACCACUCAGAUGCCUCAGGUGUACAAUUGGGUGGUUCCUCAGGGUGUCAACGUAGCUACUCAGAAAUGUUGUGACUUCAUCGAGAAACAGUUCGAGAGAGCAUUAAGUGGUAUCGGAGAAUCGGAGGAAACUUUAGUGAACACCUUGCUUGGCGAAAAAGCUAGCAAUGCUAAAAAGCCUGUUUUUGAUGAUCUUAGAACCAAAAGUGAGUGUUUCGAUCAUAUUGCUGCUGGUCACAAUACCACUGCCACAACUUUGAGUUACGUGUAUUUCGAAUUGUCAAGACAUCCAGAACUUCAACAGAGAUUGGUGGACGAAUUGAAAACAUUCAACGGUAAUAAGAUACUCUCCGUUGAUGAUCACGAGUCUCAGAUCUACUCUAAAGUGGAAGAACUUCCCUUAAUGAAUGCGGUUAUUGACGAAACGUUUCGUGUCUAUGCUGCAAUUCCAGGCCAGGAACCUAGAUUAGCUCCUAAGGGUGGUAUGCAAUGGAGAGGUUCUAAGGAGACUCCAAGAUGCACUGUUCCUCAAGGAACUGUCAUUACCAUGCAGCCAUGGUCUCUUCACAGAGAUCCUAGCGUGUUUACAGAUCCAAACAAUUGGAAUCCUGAUAGAUGGAUGAUCGAAGAUCAAGAAAAGUUGAAGGCCAUGCGGAAAAACUUGAUACCUUUCAGUGCUGGUGCUAGAAUGUGUGUUGGUAUGAAUCUUGCGAUUUGCGAGAUCAAGUUGAACAUAUCCAGUAUAAUGAGCAGAUACAAGGUGAAACUAGAGGAGGGCUUUGAUUACGAUUCAUAUUCUUACUUUGCUGAUGCUUACACCAGUAUGCCAGCCAAAGCACAGAUGCCACUUGUAUUUGAGCCACUAGGCAAUUAG
This is a messenger RNA of Brettanomyces nanus, 1422 nucleotides long. RefSeq lists its product as uncharacterized. NCBI's taxonomy places the organism in Eukaryota, Fungi, Ascomycota, Pichiomycetes, Pichiales, Pichiaceae. Bases 1 to 1422 code for a protein of 473 amino acids. The record is from RefSeq and is a predicted model, not a curated record. Gene Ontology annotation, molecular function: monooxygenase activity; oxidoreductase activity, acting on paired donors, with incorporation or reduction of molecular oxygen; iron ion binding. The transcript has 2 exons.